Molecule: messenger RNA, 1158 nt
Organism: Candida dubliniensis CD36
Lineage: Eukaryota; Fungi; Ascomycota; Pichiomycetes; Serinales; Debaryomycetaceae
Exons: 1
Coding region: 1-1158 (385 amino acids)
Biological process (GO): sulfur compound catabolic process
Cellular component (GO): cytoplasm
Molecular function (GO): sulfonate dioxygenase activity
Source: RefSeq, a predicted model, not a curated record
AUGGCACCAGUUGCAGAUACUACUAAAUACGACGCUUCUCAAUUUCAAAGAUCUCAUGUUGGUAAAACCAGCAAAGGCUCAUUUACUGUGAGUGAUCACAACAAAUCUUUAGCUUUAUACCCUGAAUUCUUGCCCACAUGGAACCCAAACCAAAAGUUCCCAUCUUACAAGUUUGAGCAAUAUCAUGAUAAAGGACAUGCCGCUGAUCCUUUGUUGUCCAACUUGUUCCCUGCUGGAGGGGAUUACAAGGUUAAAAGGUUGAGCCCCAAACUAGGUUCUGUGAUAACUGGUAUUCAGCUUUCACAGUUGUCUGAUGCUGCGAAAAACGACCUUUCCCGUUUUGUUGCUGAAAGAGGCGUUGUUGUUUUCAGAAACCAAGAUUUCAACCAAGGUGGACCUCAAGCUGCAGUUGAUUUUGCUCGCUAUUUUGGCCCAUUGUAUAAACAUGCCACUAGUGGCUCUCCAGAAGGGUUCCCUGAAUUGCAUGUCUGCUUUCGUGGUGCAUCACAGGAAGAAAUUGAUAGUGUUUUUGCUGACAGAACCAAUUCAAUAUCAUGGCAUUCUGACUGUUCAUAUUCAUUGAAUGCAUUGCAGUUGACUUUGUUCUCGUGUUUACAAUUGCCAGACGCUGGUGGAGACACAUUAUUUGCUAAUACAGUUGAAGCAUACAACCGUUUAAGUCCUGCCAUGAAAGAAAGAUUGGAAGGAUUGCAUAUCUUGCAUUCAUCGAUUGAGCAGGCUGCAAAUAACAAACUGGCUGGUGGAAUAAUCAGAAGAGAGCCCGAAGCGAAUAUUCAUCCGCUUGUUAGAGUUAACCCAUUGACCAAACAAAAGCACUUGUAUUUGAACAAGGAAUUCGGAAGACGUAUUGUUGAGUUGAAGGAAGAUGAGCUGGACUACUUGUUGGCAUUCUUGUAUGACCAUAUAGAAAAGGCCCAAGAUUUGCAAAUUAGAGUCACCUGGGAGGAGAAUACCGUUGUUUUAUGGAACAACUCAACCACAAUUCAUUCUCCAUGCGUUGACUUUGAUGAGCCAGAAAUUCGUCACGCUUAUAGAAUAAGUGUUAUGGGCGAACGACCAGUUGGUGAUUUAAAGUACUUGAAUGAUGAAAACUAUUUACAAGAAAAGUACAAAGAGCUUGGAAUUGGAAAACGCUAA